Messenger RNA from Varanus komodoensis (Komodo dragon), 3509 nucleotides. RefSeq names its product proline rich 5 (gene PRR5). The record is from RefSeq and is a predicted model, not a curated record. Gene Ontology annotation, biological process: TORC2 signaling. Lineage: Eukaryota; Metazoa; Chordata; Lepidosauria; Squamata; Varanidae. The transcript is spliced from 10 exons. Gene Ontology annotation, cellular component: TORC2 complex. The coding region runs from base 499 to 1719 and encodes 406 amino acids.
CUCUCCAGACCGGCGAAGCGCAUCUCCGGCACUGCGUUGCGCUGCGCCGCGGCUUCGCGUUCAGCAGCCAGCCAGCCAGCCAGCCAGCCAAGACAGGCAGGCAAACGCAGCCCAAAGGGAGGCCUCUGGAGAGACCUGGACGGAGCGAGGGGGCGAGCCACGAGCCUCGUAAAGCGAGUCAGAUCUGGGGAGGCUAAAAUGGCAGCGAAAGGCGACAACAGCAGAGCCCGCCCCUGCAAAAUACCCAACUUACGCAGCGUCUGAUAAGCACCAACCGCCGCGCGAGGCUUUCUGCCACCUGAACAGCGAGGCUUCCGCGCCUGGCUUCUCGCCGUCGUCCGAAAGGCAGGGACGCACUGCCUCUUCUACGUCAUUUCAUGCAACUUCUGUAGACCGCCAGACUUCUCCCAUUGUGAGACUGGAAUGUAGAGAGAGGUUGCGGCUUUUGAACACUUCUAUUCAGUCCUCUUCUCUGAAUCUUUAAGCAGGUUGAAGUUCAUGAGUUCGCCUAGCCUCAGUGAUCUGGGUAAGAGAGAGCCGGCAGCCUUGGAUGAGCGGGAGACCCAGCAGCGACGGGCCUGCUCCAACGCCACCUGGAACAGUAUCCAUAAUGGAGUGAUAGCAGUGUUCCAACGAAAAGGGCUUGCAGAACAUGAGCUUUACAAUCUCAAUGAAGGAGUCAGACAGCUUCUGAAAACUGAGCUGGGAUCUUUUUUUACUGAAUAUUUACAGAACCAGCUGCUUACAAAAGGCAUGGUGAUCCUGAGGGACAAGAUCCGGUUUUAUGAAGGUCAGAAACUGUUGGAUACGUUGGCUGAAACGUGGGAUUUCUUUUUCAGUGACGUCCUGCCCAUGCUUCAGGCUAUAUUCUAUCCUGUGCAGGGAAAGGAGCCAUCUGUCCGCCAACUGGCUUUAUUGCACUUCAGGAAUAUUAUAACUCUUAAUAUUAAAUUGGAAGAUGCUUUGUCUCGUUCCCGAGCAAGGGUUCCUCCUUCAAUUAUUCAGAUGUUACUUAUCCUACAGGGUGUUCAUGAAUCAAAAGGGGUAACUGAAGACUAUUUAAAACUGGAAACUCUGUUGCAGAAGGUUGUCUCUCCCUACUUGGGCACAUACGGGUUAUACUCCAGCGAUGGACCAAUCACACACUCUUCAUGCAUUCUAGCAGAAAAGCGCUUCUUCCGACGUUCUAAAUCAGGGGAAAUUCUUGCCAAGAACCCUGUGGUGAGAUCCAAAAGCUACAACAAUCCCUUGCUGACCCCAGUUGCUGAGUAUGAAAUGGAGGGUGCUGCCCCCAAUGGCACCGGCAUCCGACGACACUCUGUUUCUGAAAUGACUACCUGCACAGAAAUGCAGGGCUACUCCAACCUCACCACCAUCACGGACAAUGGUUCCAAGAACUCUAUGACCACCAUGAAGAACUCGCAGUCAGGAGAGUCAGAAAGGCUUUCUACCAGCUCUGUGCAGUGCAGCAGCAGCCUCAAUGUACCUGAUCAGCAAAGGGGACUUUGCUACCCAAGAGAUGACCGAAACAGGCCAUUUGAGCUGGCCAGGGACACAGAUUUGAUUGCCAUAGCACCUACAGCCAGCCCUGAGAAUAUAGUGGACCAGAUUUUGGAGUCUAUUGAGUCAGAUUCGGAUGGGAUUUUCAUUGAUUUUGGCCAGAACUGCUCCAGUUCAUCAGGGUACAAUGUGGAUGUAAGCCGGCAGAGCAUUGUCUGAAAGACUUUCAAUAAGAAUCCUAGUUUGUGCUUUUGAAUUCAUCUUUUAUGUGGAUGAUGUAAGAGGUCCAUCUCAGAUUCUUGUGUAAUCAGAAAUUCAGAUAAAGAGUAUAUCUCUCAGAUCAGAAUUGCCAUAAGAGGAACACAAGAAAAAAAAUGAUACAAAUUGGUUUGGAUCAUGGUAUUUCCUAGUUAUUGGAAAAUCUCUCUCCUUUCUGCUAGCUUCAGUGGUGGCAUCUGUGGCAGGCCAAGCUCAUAAAAAGCAACACUUUGUUCCAUCAGUGGCCAAUGGUGGGGCAGAGGCAGCAGACAUUUAUGAGAGACCUGGACCGGAGUGCAAAUGACCGGCAGCCAGGGAGGUAAUGUUUUCCAGCCUCUCUCUGCCAUGCUCUCCUGCUGCCUGCUCCAUGGCUCAGCAGACAAGAGGCAGACCACCUGGGAGGCGGGUGCUCAUGCACUGUAGUACUCCCCUGUACUCUAGACUUGACCUGUGGCACCCUUGCAAAAACAGUGGCUACCAUGGUUCUAAUCCCUUCCCACUGAUUGGCUUCUUAGGCUCGAUGGUUCUCACCUGUAAUGUCAGUGAUCAGGACCCAUGUGCAGCCAGCAGCUGAUGUGGCUGCUAGUUUGGGAAGUAACCAUGCCAGUUGCCUGGCCUGCCUAGAGCUUUGGCUGCAGGGUAAUAUAGAAAUGCAAUAGAGAAAUAAAUAAACUCCUGUUGGCAAAUGUUAUACGAGUGAUGUGGGGCCCAAAGAGAUUAAAGUGGUUUUCAUUCUUAACAGUGAGUGUAUGAAUUAGAUUUAUGGAUGUGUCUGCAUGAGCACUUCCAGAGAAAGUGGAUCCUAAAAUUAAAAGUGAAAGGGCAAGUUUCAGGAGGAACACAACUACUGGGAAGAGCUGAUUUCCAUGUCACUGCUGGAGUGGGAGUGGAAGGAGCCAAUUCCUGUUUGUCUCAUCUGCAAGCAAGGGAAACAGUCCAGCAAGCAGAUGUGCUCACAUCCCCCACCCAAUCAGUCAUCACUGGUGAUUUGUCAGCACCAGAGAGAGAUGACUGUUUGGACUGACCCCUUUAAAAAGCUACUGAACCUGAUUCAGGUGGAAUUAGUUAGUUGCGAGUAGCAUUGAAAUCAGAGAGCCUGACCCAGGGCAACUAAAUUUUGAAGUGGUAUACAGUGAUGGGAAAGUUCAUGAUUGUGGUGCUCGGCCACUCAUACCUACAGAUCACCAGGUAAUGUUGCAGUCUUCCCAAAUGAACAUGCAUUUUGAAACCGUUCCCCCCACCCAAUACACACACACACACACACACACACACACACACACACACAGGUCUGAGAAUGCUGUGUGUAAAUGUGCACUUGGACUUCUUUAUGCCUUUGAAUGUUCCCCAAAAUAGGAAACUCACUCUGUUGUCAAAUGUGGUGGACACAUUUAAACACCCACAUUUAAACACCCACAUAGUCUAGUCCAGUCUUCCCCAACCUGAUUCCUUCCAGAUGCAUUGGUCUGCAACUCCAGUCAUUCACAGCCAGCAUGGCCUUUGGCAACAAGUUGGACAAGGCUGUUCUACCCAUUUUCAUCACUUCCAAACACUUCCAUGAAAGCAGAGACUAUUCUUUUGAAAGUUAACAUUUCUUUGAGAUUCUAAAGUAAUACAUGUUAUUUUCACUUUUGAAGAGGUUGUGCUGAAUAUUGCAGACUCUAAUGAUUUAUAGGGACCAUUUUUAACAUUUUUCUCAGUACAUCAGCACUCCUUUUACUGAUCAAUGAGUGAAAGUUUGAAAAUAAUUGAAA